AUGGCGUCUGAUGCUGCGUCGCAGAAUGCGGCUGCGGAGGUCUCCACAGCCAAGCCCCAGAAACUCCAAGGUAGACAAUUCUAUGAGAGUCUGGGUAGCCCCAAAUACAUUGUGGCUCCUAUGGUUGAUCGAUCGGAAUUUGCGUGGCGCAUGCUCUCUCGAUCCUUCUUGCCUCCGGACGAACAAAAAGAAUUGCUCGCAUACUCUCCAAUGUACCACGCACGACUGUUCCGCGAACAAGCAAAGGUCCGCUCUUCCCACUUUCAGCCCACUCGUGGAUCGGCUGGCGAUGCAUCCAAACCAGACGAGCUAUUCCUUGACGGGAACCCGGCUUUCGACCGACCACUCUUCGUCCAGUUCUGCGCCAAUGAUCCAAACGACUUUUUAGAGGCUGCGCGACACGUUGCGCCAUACUGCGAUGCUGUGGAUCUGAACUUGGGAUGCCCUCAAGGCAUUGCGCGCAAGGGUCACUAUGGUGCCUUCCUUCAGGAGGAUUGGGAUCUGAUUUACAAACUCAUUAACAAGCUGCACACCGAGCUUGAUGUGCCAAUUACAGCGAAGUUUCGCAUCCAGGAAACGAAGGAGAAGACUCUGGAGUAUGCGAAGAUGAUUCUUUCCGCGGGCGCGAACAUCAUUACGGUCCACGGGCGCAGGCGUGAGCAGAAGGGCCACGAAACAGGUCUUGCGGAUUGGAGCUACAUUCGCUACCUGCGAGAUAAUCUACCACCUGACACCGUAAUCUUUGCAAACGGAAAUAUUCUCAACCAUGAAGAUAUCGAAGUUUGUCUUAAGGAGACGGGAGCCGAUGCUGUCAUGAGUGCUGAAGGAAAUCUCUCUGAUCCCACUAUUUUCAGCAGGCCACCGCCUCCUGGCAGUGAAGGACGUGAUUACUGGCGCGAUCGUAAUGGCAAGGGCGGCUACAGAAUUGAUGCGAUCUUGCGCCGAUACCUCGAUAUUAUUUACAAAUAUGUUUUGGAACAGCCAGUUCCUCAACGAAAGCCGCUUUUCCUUCCGUCUGAUCCGGUCGAUGAAACAGAGAAGUCAAAGGCUGAAGAUGGUGAGGAUGAUGGCCCUCCUAAGAAGAAGCAAAAGCGGGAAAAGAUCAAGCGGCCAAACUCUGCCAGUCUGGUUGUGAUGCAAGGUCAUCUUUUCCAAGUCCUUCGACCAAUGGUCUCCACUCACACCAAUGUGCGAGAUGCGCUUGCACACACAAGGCCUGGUGAUAUGGCUGGCUUUGAAGGAGUUUUAAGUCUUGUGGAAGAAGCUAUCAAGGCUGGACUCACGGAGUAUGAGGCAACACCCGAGAAGUUUGAGAAACCUCAUGACCCUACCCUGACUGGGUCUAAGGCUACCAUCGCGGAGUAUGGGCGUCCAUGGUGGCUGUGUCAACCGCAUAUCCGGCUCUUGCCUGAGGAAGCCAUUGAAUCAGGAGCUCUGAAGCGGAAGGGCACAGAUAAUGCUCAGAACGAGAAGAAGACUGAGGACAAGAGUGAGACCAUUAAAAAGGAGUCUACAGGGCCCACAGAUACCAAAGUUCCCUCUGAAGGUGUUGCCACUCCUGCGACAGACUCCUCAUCAACCUUGACUCCCGAUCGCCUUGUGAGUGGUUGA
Penicillium malachiteum is the source of this 1611-nucleotide messenger RNA. RefSeq names its product tRNA-dihydrouridine synthase family protein. The transcript is spliced from 2 exons. The coding region runs from base 1 to 1611 and encodes 536 amino acids. Gene Ontology annotation, biological process: tRNA processing. NCBI's taxonomy places the organism in Eukaryota, Fungi, Ascomycota, Eurotiomycetes, Eurotiales, Aspergillaceae. The record is from RefSeq and is a predicted model, not a curated record. Gene Ontology annotation, molecular function: flavin adenine dinucleotide binding; tRNA dihydrouridine synthase activity.